Messenger RNA from Cyprinodon tularosa, 4188 nucleotides. RefSeq names its product anoctamin-4-like. Gene Ontology annotation, biological process: chloride transmembrane transport. Lineage: Eukaryota; Metazoa; Chordata; Actinopteri; Cyprinodontiformes; Cyprinodontidae. Gene Ontology annotation, molecular function: protein dimerization activity; chloride channel activity. Bases 158 to 3574 code for a protein of 1138 amino acids. The transcript is spliced from 29 exons. Gene Ontology annotation, cellular component: plasma membrane. The record is from RefSeq and is a predicted model, not a curated record.
UGGCCCGCGGGACUAAAGGUGAACUCAUAUCCGAGCUUUGUGUUUGCAGUGGUAGGAGUUCUAUGGGGUUCCAUUUGUGUCACAAAUAAGCAGUAGGUGCGGCAGCGGUGCCGCGCGCGGAGAAGCAGCGCGUAAUGUUGGAGCGCCCAGGAGAAAGAUGCUGGAUCAUGACGCGGCGGCCGACAUGCGACUGGUCCAGCAGAUAAGCGCAGGGAUGAAGAUCCAGGACGUCGGCUGCAGAGAGGUUGGAGACGGGCAGGACAGCCAGGUCGUGUGUUUGCAAUGCCAGGAUGAGGUGGUGCGGGUCUGUCCGCGCAGUCCGCGCCGCGGCUUCGCGACGCGCCUCUCCUCUGGAUCCGCAGACCGUGAACCCAGCAGCAGCAGCUAUAAUGUCUCUUCUGGAACUUUUUACAGCUGCGUGAGUCAGAUCACCAUCGGGUUUGAUCUCGGGGGUCAGGUGGAAAUCGGUUUCUCCCACUGGAAGAGUCCAGUCGAAUCGAGCAGCCAGAACCUCCCCAGUCCCGACGGUGUUCACUCCGAGGCUUCAGCAGCCCUGCCAAUUGUGGACCAUCCAGAGCCGGUCUCCUGCCCUGCCUCUCUGUCCAUCAAUCCGCUGCCAACCUGCAGUGCCAGUCAGGAGACUCUUUGUGACAGCAGCACAAAUGUGAGUUUGUCCCUACAUGGAUCUGAGCCCAAGCAGCAGAGCCCCCACCAACACAGAGAGCUGCUGCAGCCCUCUGCCUCUGGUUACCAGCCAGCAGACAGACCUCUCGUUUUUCUGUACUGUGAGAGGGAGGACGUCAUGAAGGAGACCUCGGCUGAAACCUCGGAUUCCAGCAUUCAAGGCAAUGUCCCUCAACUGGCUGUGAAGGGCAUUAAUGUGGUGCUACAGAAAGAAACAUCAGAUGGCAUCAGCAGCCCAUCCAGAGAUGAUGACGCUACCCUUCAGAACCCUGGAACUCACAGCAGCAUCCUUGAUGAAAACAGCAAAUCACAAUUAGACAUCCCAGAGAGGAGUGCGAAAUCCACUGGUCUUUGCUUCAGCGAUGGAAAAAGUCUCAUAGACUACAUCCUGGUUUACAGGAAGUCCAGCUCCCAGUCUGAGAAGAGGGAGAUAUUUGAGCGGAACAUCCGUGCUGAAGGGUUGCGCUUGGAAAAAGAGGCUUGUUUAACAAACAGCGAUGUGAUUUUCCUGAAACUGCAUGCACCGUGGGAUGUUCUCUGUCGCUAUGCAGAGCUCAUGAAUAUCCGAAUGCCUUUCAGGAGGAAGAUCUUUUGCAUGCACAGAAGACACAAGUUUUUGAGCAGAAUGGAGAAGCGCAUCAACAAGUUUCGCGGAUGGCUUCCCCGCAAGCCUAUGAAGUUUGAUGAUGACACCCUGCCCUACUUAGAGGAGAACGAAAGCUUUACAGCCCCCUUCAGUCGAUCAAGAAUCCAUCAUUUCAUCAUCCACAACAAAGACACGUUCUUCAACAAUGCCACCAGAAGUCGGAUCGUACAUCACAUCCUUCAAAGGGUCAGAUAUGAGGAGGGGAAGAAUAAAAUGGGAAUGAAUCGUCUUCUGACCAAUAACUCGUAUGAAGCGGCUUUUCCUCUGCAUGAGGGCAGCUACCACAGCAAAAACUCCAUCCGAACUCACGGAGCAGAGAACCAUCGACACCUUCUGUAUGAAUGCUGGGCCUGGUGGGGGGUCUGGUACAAGUACCAACCUCUGGACCUCAUCAGGAGGUACUUUGGUGAGAAAAUCGGCCUGUAUUUCGCUUGGCUCGGCUGGUACACAGGGAUGCUGUUCCCUGCUGCUCUUGUCGGUCUGCUUGUGUUUCUAUACGGUGUUUUCACUCUGGAGCACUGUUCAGUCAGCAAAGAAAUCUGCCAGGCAACCGACACUAUCAUGUGUCCCAUAUGUGACCAGUACUGCCCCUACCUGAGGCUGUCUGACAGCUGCAUCUAUGCUAAGGUCACCCAUCUUUUUGACAACGGCGCAACGGUUUUCUUUGCUGUGUUCAUGGCAGUUUGGGCAACAGUCUUCCUGGAAUUCUGGAAAAGACGGAGAGCUGUCCUGGCAUAUGACUGGGAUCUUAUUGACUGGGAGGAAGAAGAGGAUGAAAUAAGACCCCAAUUUGAGGCCAAAUACUCCAAGAAGGAAAGGAUGAACCCUAUAUCUGGAAAGCCAGAGCCUUACCAGGCCUUCACUGAAAAAUACAGUCGCCUACUUGUUUCAUCGUCCGGAAUAUUCUUCAUGAUACUGGUGGUGAUUGCUGCUGUGUUUGGCAUUGUGAUUUACCGUGUGAUCACGGUCAGCACCUUCGCUGCUUUUGGCUGGGCGCUCAUCAGGAAUAACUCUCAGGUGGCAACCACAGGCACUGCAGUCUGCAUCAACUUCUGUGUCAUUAUGCUUCUCAACGUGCUUUAUGAAAAAGUUGCUCUUUUCCUCACAAAUUUAGAGCAGCCGAGGACCGAGUCAGAGUGGGAGAACAGUUUUACCUUCAAGAUGUUCCUUUUCCAGUUCGUCAAUCUCAACAGCUCAACCUUCUACAUCGCUUUCUUUUUGGGAAGAUUCACUGGUCGGCCAGGUGCAUAUCUACGCCUCAUCAAUCGCUGGAAAUUGGAGGAAUGCCAUCCCAGCGGUUGUCUGAUUGACCUCUGUAUGCAGAUGGGCAUCAUUAUGGUACUAAAACAGACAUGGAACAACUUCAUGGAGCUUGGCUACCCGCUUAUUCAAAACUGGUGGACUCGACAGAGGUUAAAGAGGGACCAUGGCCACAUACCCAAGGCCAGCCUCCCCCAAUGGGAGAAGGACUACAACCUGCAGUCAAUGAAUGCUUAUGGACUCUUUGAUGAAUACUUGAAGAUGAUUUUGCAGUUUGGCUUCACCACCAUCUUUGUGGCAGCGUUUCCUCUUGCUCCCCUCUUAGCGUUGAUCAACAACAUCAUUGAGAUCCGUCUGGAUGCGUACAAGUUUGUGACACAGUGGCGGCGACCUCUGCCAUCACAAGCCAAAGACAUCGGAAUCUGGUAUGGCAUAUUGGAGGGUAUCGGCAUCCUGUCCGUCAUCACCAACGCCUUUGUGAUUGCCGUUACCUCGGAUUUUAUCCCUCGUCUAGUUUACGCCUACAAGUACGGACCAUGUGCUGGUCAGGGCCGAGCAGGGGAGGGGUGUAUGAUGGGUUACGUCAAUGCCAGUCUGUCUGUCUUCCGGGUUUCUGACUUUGAAAAGAGAUCCCAGCCAAGAACUAAUGGCUCGGAACUUUUUGAAGAAGCUGUGAAGUAUUGCAGGUAUCGGGAUUACAGGGAGCCUCCAGACUCAGAUGAGCCCUACGCCUACACUCUACAGUUCUGGCACGUCCUGGCAGCCCGGCUGGCGUUCAUUAUUGUUUUUGAGCAUAUGGUCUUCGCCAUUAAGACCCUGAUUGCUUAUCUAAUCCCGGAUCUACCCAAGGACCUGAGGGACAGGAUGCGCAGAGAGAAGUACCUGAUCCAGGAGAUGAUGUACGAGGCUGAGCUGGAGAGACUGCAGAAGGAGAAGGAUGAGAGGAAGAAGAAAAACAAGGCUCACCAUAAGGAAUGGCCAUGAAUAUUACUGUCUUUGGAUGGACUGUAAGAGAAAGCUCUCAUCUGGUAACUUCAAAAUAAAGGAGGAGCAUCCAGGGUUCUGCAUGUUCUGGACCGACACGUCUUCCUCCUGCCAUGUUAGACCAGCACCUCCUGUUUGACGGUUCCAGAACUGCAUCCAGCAAAGAGUGAUCCGUGGAGCCUCUGUUAGAUCUACUCAGCACGUGGGGAGUUUUAGCAGCAGAUUUUUUCCAUAUUUUCUCUCUUAAUCAGACUCUUAGCAGUAUUCUGCUUCAGCUUCUGAAUGUAGAUCACAAGCAAAAAUAAACUAUUCCUCUGUAGGUGACUGGAGCUGCUCCGCAGAGCGUAAGGAAGGAUACCUUGUUUACAUUUCUCCUUGUUUAAGGGGGUUCAUUUUUGCUUUCUUGUAAAUAAAACGUGGAACUGAAUGAAUGUCCGGCCGUACGCUCUGCUGUAGUGUAGUGCAAUAACAAUAAAAGUUACUUAGACAAGAUUUAUUCCUUUCAGGCUGCUGUGGUACUUCCUACAGUUUGCUGUAAUGUAGUAAUAAAACAUGAUUUGUUUUAAAUCUGUUUCCUUGUUUUGAAAUUUUCACCAAAGCUGAAAAAAACAAAU